AUGUCCGCUCUGCACCGUGACGACGAGGCGAAUCAAGUGGAACCGUUACUCCAGGAUUCAGACGCCUACAGCUUGCACUCGCUCGAUGCGGACGAGGAGCGCCCUGCGUCCGCGCCCAAAGCGGGAACGAGUCGGGCGAAAUCAGUGACGCACCGUGUCGAGCCCAUCUUCCCAAACGCGCAGUCCCUGGCUCUGAAGACGUUUGAGAGACUGGCUCCCUCGCGGACCCGCAAAGCCGUGGCCCUGGGCCUGGCAUGUAGCUUAUGGCUUUUGUACAUGCUGUAUCUCGUCCACCGAAAGACGUCACUGUUGCCUGUGCCUGGUUUUGGGGUGCCCAGAAGGCUGACCUGCUACUCCAAUGCAUUCGGCAAUAUCGUCGAACGAUAUGCCGUUCCCUCAUGUGACACUUUCACACCUGAGUGCAUGUCUGGCAUCCCGCCACCCUUUGCAUUCCAGUGCCCUACCGGUUGUUCCGAAGCUCACAUACAAGAGGAGCACUAUCUCGGUGACAAGUUCGUGGACCACGGGAUAUGGGUAGUUGGAGGGGGUCUGGACAGCAACGGCCGAUCGGUCUACCGAGCUGAUUCUUAUAUCUGUGGCGCCGCUAUUCAAUCCGGUGUGAUCUCGGACCGGGACGGCGGCUGCGGUGUUUUGCGUCUAAACGACGGCCAAGACGGUUUCCCAGGAACGGCAGCGAGCGGGAUUGAGAGCAUGGACUUCAAUUCCAGCUUCCCCUUUGGCUUCACCGUUGAAUCAAUAGGUGAACCUGACCCGCGAUGCUACGAUACGGUCUGGAUUCCUCUCGCCGCGUCGGUGCUUUUGACAAGCGUCAUCUCCUUGCUCACAACGUCGCCCCGCGUAUUUUUCUAUUCUACUUUCACAAUCGUCUUCUUUCAAACGGCACUUAUAUCGGACGCUCCAAGCUUUGACAGCUACCUGCAAGUCGUCCAGGUAGCCCUGGCGCGGUUCCUCCCGGCGAUGUUUGUCGCCUUCGCCAUCUACACAUUUUGCGCGCGCACCACGCUCACAGACCUGAACGCCCCGAUCGAGAAGACGGCGCUGUGGCUUGGAGGCUGCUGGUUCGGCGCCUUGGAGAACUACACAUUCGACAAGCUCCCGCUAUCGAGACUGACUCCGCGGGAUCUCACCAAGCCCGGAGCAGCCGUUGUCCUCGUCUGUGCCAUUCUCGCGAUCCUUGCCGCCGCAGCUACGCAAGCGUGGGCCCUUUGGAAAGAAGGACGGUUCUGGACGUACUUCAGCUUUUACCGCUACCUGGGCGCUGUCCUUCUCCUUCUCAGCCUGGUCCCCGGCCUAAACUUACGUAUACAUCACUACAUUCUGGGGCUGAUCCUGCUACCCGGGACAGCUAUACAAACAAGACCAAGUCUGCUGUUCCAGGGCUUCCUCGUCGGCCUAUUCAUCAACGGCGUGGCUCGUUGGGGAUUCGCAAGUAUUCUUGAGACGGAUCGCUUCUUGGCGCGUGAGGGUCAACUCGGAUCCGAGGUGCCCGAGUUCUUCGCACCCAUCAUGAACGGAAGCACAAUCACAUUCACAUUUCCGUCUUUUCCGGAGGAAUGGGACGGUAUCAGCGUCAUGGUUAAUGACAUUGAAAGAACUAGACUGGCCAAGUCGUCGGGCGACACCGUUUUUACCUGGAGCCGUUUGAGACUCGAGGACCUGUAUUUCCGCUUUGCCUACACGAAAAUGGGAUACAUAGAUGGUAUCAUGAUGGGCGAUUUUACGAAACCAGGUACUUGGGCGGCAAAUGGCACUUGGAUCUUCUGA
This is a messenger RNA of Verruconis gallopava, 1785 nucleotides long. RefSeq lists its product as uncharacterized. The transcript is spliced from 2 exons. Bases 1 to 1785 code for a protein of 594 amino acids. NCBI's taxonomy places the organism in Eukaryota, Fungi, Ascomycota, Dothideomycetes, Venturiales, Sympoventuriaceae. The record is from RefSeq and is a predicted model, not a curated record.